AUCUUCCCUUUGUCCCGGAACGGGUUGUCCCUACGCACCCGUGCACGCGAUACGAGUUGCGCAACGCGUUUAAGCUCCAAUCCAUAACAAUUGAAGCGAUGCAUAAGCAGUCUCCAGUCGAUAAGCGCCGGAAAUUUGACCCGGAUGCUUCGUUAGUGUUGGUGGGAAUCCGAGGUUGCGGCAAACGGUCUCUGGGGUUUGUCGCUGCAACAGCCCUGAACCGACGAUUUAUCACUGAGGAUCAUUACUUCAAGGAACGCACGGGCUACUCGAGACAUGACUAUCUCAAGCGUUAUGGGAGCCAAGAGUUCCAGAAGCGCGAUAUUGAAGUUCUCAAAUCCAUGCUGGACAACCACCGCUCGCGGUGCGUGAUUGAGUGUGGUCUGGGAAGUCUGACUCGUCCUGUGCAAGAACAUCUCCGUCAAUAUUCGGCCACCAACCCCAUCGUGUACAUAGUCCGCGAUAUGGAUCGCAUACAGAGUCUCUUAGGCUUAGAGGAUCAGGCCGUCAAACUCCUUGGCGAGGGUGACCCUUUGCACCGAACAUGCUCCAAUUUCGAAUUCUACAACAUCGAAGAUCGCUCCAGUCUGGCUGCCCAGACAGAUGAAGGGACUCCGGACCGCCGCUGUGUCGAUUACUCUUUCAAACUGAAAGAGGCUAAAGAAGACUUCACCCGAUUUGUGCGAUUCGUGACCGGUACAGAUGUUGGCCAUACCAGCUAUGACUCGCCUUUUGUCCUCCUCGAGACACCGCCAGAGCUCCGAUCUUAUACCCAUGCUAUUUUUGUGCGAUCUUCUGAUCUGAUUGAAGGCACUGUCAAGGUACCUGAAUUGGAGUCGGGUGGAGAUGCCAUUGAGCUCUGCGUUGACCGCUGGGGUGCGGACAUGGCAGCAACUAUGAGCAAGCAUGUUUCAUUGCUACGACGGAGUGCUCGUACUCCAAUCAUAAUAUCUAUCGAUACUUCUCCCACAGGGCUUGCCCGAGACAACCGUUCUACUUCACAAGUCAACAAUGCAUAUGUUGCCAUAGUGGAGCAUAGCUUGCGGCUGGCAGUCGAGUACCUGGCGCUUGACCUUGAGCAGGAUCGGUCUCAAAUUAGCGAAGUGAUUCGUACCAGGGGAAGGACCAAGAUCAUUGCUCAACGCAUAUUUGAGCCUUCUGCCCCCGAAACAUGGGAGAGUCAAGAAUGUUUUAAUCUUUACCUUGAAGCUGAGAAGCUUGGCUGUCAGCUGGUCCGAUUUCUCCGUGUCGUCACGGCACGGGAGGAGAAUGCGGCGAUUGUGAAGUUCACAAAUAGGGUUCAGGCUCUUCCCGGAGGACAUUUGCCAGUCAUCGCCUAUAAUUUGGGCAGCCUUGGACGGACCUCUCAAGUAUUCAACUCCAUUCUCACUCGUGUAACGCAUCCCGCGAUUGAACGCUCUUCAGAUAACGAACGAGAUCCCCAGAUAACUUCCCGUGAUGCUAUCCAAGCACUGUUUCAAAGUUAUGUGCUCGACCCUCUAAAGUUCUGCAUUCUGGGCGGCAAUGUAGCCUAUAGUCUUUCUCCCGCAAUGCACAACGCCGCUUUUCGACAGUGUGGCAUGAACCACACUUACACAAUAUCCGAGUCUCCAUCUCUUGCAAUCUUGGAUCGGCUAGGCCGGGAUCCGCAUUUUGGAGGGGCGAGUGUGGUUCAGCCCUGGAGAGUACAGUUAUCCCACAAACUUGUGGCCAAAAGCCGCCACGUUGAGGCCAUUGGGGCCAUUAACACGAUCAUGCCAUUACGGGCUAACGCUGAUGGCACCAUGUACUCAUUGCAAGAACAGGCGAGUCGACGUAACCAGGCCGGGCCUGUGGUGGGGUGGUACGGAGAGAAUACGGAUUGGGUAGGUAUUAUGACCUGCAUCAACCGCAAUCUCUCCCCACGCAAUGCAAUUAGCCCGUUGAAAACGACGGGUUUGGUGAUCGGAGCGGGUGGCAUGGCUCGCGCGGCAGUCUAUGCCAUGCUCCGGCUGGGGUGCCGAAAGAUCUUCAUAUACAACCGCACAUUGCCACGGGCCGAGAGUGUGGCCCGACACUUCAAUUCCUGGGCAGCUUCUCAGGUGGAUGCAACAGAAGUGGUGUAUGUGUUGAAAUCACUCAAAGAUGAGUGGCCUACCGAAGCUUGCCCCCCUUGCAUGAUUGCAUCCUGUGUGCCAGCAGACCCUGAUCGGGAUGAGCCGCCCGCCAACUUCGAGAUGCCGAUGCAAUGGUUGGGCAGCCCCACUGGAGGAGUGGUUCUUGAGUUCGCAUAUAAACCACUAGAUACGCCACUACUACGUCAAAUGCGUAGCAUUAGGAGCGAGACGGGACGGCCAUGGGUGUUAGUCGAUGGUCUCGAUAACGUAGUUGAACAAGCGAUUUCGCAAAUUGAACUGAUGACAGGACGGAAGGCACCUCGACGAUUGAUGUUCUCUGAAGCCCUUCGCAAUUAUGUCGGCAUUGACGGGCCUUUUGACGAAAGGACGAUUCAAACUCGACUUGAGCAGGUUCGUUCAUAGGCUGGGGCAUCCCCCUGGUGCGCAGCCUUUGUAACUAGACACAAAUGACUGCGAGAUGCAAGUCGGGAUGGCGAUCACGAUGGAUGUACGGUACCCACAAUUUGCCGGGUGUCAUUGUAGACUGGCUCUCUCUCCUACGUCGCCCAUUUUCCAUUCUCCACAAUGGAUCAGCCACGACUAGCAAUUUUGCC
Aspergillus homomorphus CBS 101889 is the source of this 2710-nucleotide messenger RNA. RefSeq names its product repressor protein. Bases 99 to 2519 code for a protein of 806 amino acids. Lineage: Eukaryota; Fungi; Ascomycota; Eurotiomycetes; Eurotiales; Aspergillaceae. Gene Ontology annotation, molecular function: 3-phosphoshikimate 1-carboxyvinyltransferase activity; shikimate 3-dehydrogenase (NADP+) activity; 3-dehydroquinate dehydratase activity. The transcript is spliced from 2 exons. Gene Ontology annotation, biological process: chorismate biosynthetic process. The record is from RefSeq and is a predicted model, not a curated record.